Messenger RNA from Melospiza georgiana, 3081 nucleotides. RefSeq names its product transmembrane protein 67 (gene TMEM67). Gene Ontology annotation, biological process: cilium assembly. The transcript is spliced from 28 exons. The record is from RefSeq and is a predicted model, not a curated record. Bases 1 to 2955 code for a protein of 984 amino acids. Gene Ontology annotation, cellular component: ciliary transition zone; MKS complex. NCBI's taxonomy places the organism in Eukaryota, Metazoa, Chordata, Aves, Passeriformes, Passerellidae.
AUGGCGACGCGGGGCCGCGGGGCCGCCGCCGCUGCCGCGCUGCUCAUGGCGGUGUCGGCGGCGCUGUCCCCCGCCCGCGGCUUCUCCGUCCCGCUGCAGCGCCCCGCCGACUGCGGCGCCGAGCGCUACUUCGACAGCUCCCGCCUGGCCUGCGCGCCCUGCGGGGCCCACCAGCGGCAGAGCGCCGGCGGUAGUUCCUGUGAAUGUGAGCCAGGAUACAGGAUGGUUUCUAGUAAUGGUGGGUUCUCUGUUACUUGUGAAAAAUGCCCAGAAAAUAUGAGCGGAGUUACUCAAGAUGGAUGGAAUUGCAUUACUUGCCCCAGAGGCCUGACUUCAAAAGGAAACUGUAAAUGCCCCAAUAAUGAAAUACUAGUGGAAAGAAGCAUGGAUGGUGUUUUGCUUGGUGAAGCAUUGUGCAUACUUUGUAAUGGAAGUGAGCAGUCCUUCUCUGCCUCAGAUGCAUCAGGAAGCAGGUGUGUAAGAUGUGAACAGACAUUUAUUCAAGUAAGCAAGUCUUGUGACUGCAACAGCCCAAACAUUCUAACUGGUGGGUUGUGUUUCUUGGCUCGUGAAGGUUUACCCCCAAAGGGAGUUGCAGCUGUUCGUUUUGCACAGCUAGGUGUAACACUGGCAUCAGCAUGGUUUCUGAAAAACCUUCAGUCCUCAGCCUUUGCCUGUUGGUUGUACUCUAAUCUAACAGCAUGCCAAGCUCUUGGAAAUAUGUGUGUCAUGAAUAUGAACUCAUUGAGUUCUUCAAGUACUGAUGCCUGUGGUUUGUUUCAGUAUAUUUUUGUCAGUACAGCAAGGGUAGGCGUCGUUCAUUCAAUACCCUACUGGAGGCAUAAUCUUCCAUGGCUGUAUUAUGGUGACCAACCAGGAUUAGCAUCCCAAGUGCUUGAGAAAAAUCAUUUUCCUACAACCUUCACUUUUAAAGGAACAGAUAAGGAUGUAAAGCUGAAAUUUAUUGCAGCCUCAUUUGAUGCAGCGGGAAACUUUCUUAAGUGGCAAAAUUUGGAAGGAGGUCUCUUACAGCUUUGUCCUGAUACCCAAACUAAAUUGAAUGCAGCUUAUGUUUUUGGAACAACUUAUCAACAAAAUUGCAAAAUUUCAAUUUCUAAGAUUUUAUUGGAUUUUGCCAAUCCAGUUUUUUAUGACCUGUUCCUUGAAUAUAAUGGUGGCAAUGGACAGCAACAUCUUUGGGCCGUGCCAGUUUUAAAUUUGAAUCUUCAAUACAAUGAAAAGUUUGUUAACCAAGGCAGUAAUAUGAACAACUGGCUUCUGACGCGUCGAUUUUUCUUGGUGGAUGCACUUAGUGGAAAAGAGAAUGACUUGGGAAAACCACCAAGGGUAAUUCGGAUUGCUAGCAAAAUAACAAUAAGUAUCCGUCUGGUAUCCCAUACACAGAGAGGAACCAUCUACCCUCCUCUCAUUACUGUUGCUUACACAGAUGUGCUUGUCCAAAACCCUGAAACCCAGAGUGUGAUGGUUUCUUUCGCAGUCAGCUAUGAGAUGAAUCAGAGAGAGGCUCAGAUUCAGACUGAUAUUGCACUGGGUGUGUUGGGUGGACUGGCAGUGUUAUGGUCUCUUCUCAAGACUGCAGGCUGGAAGAGGCGGACAGGAAGCUCUAUAAUUGACUUGCAGACAGUUUUCAAGUUCUUACUGUUCUAUGCUGGAGACCUUGCCAACGUUUUCUUUAUCAUCACAGUGGGCACAGGAAUUUAUUGGCUUGUAUUCUUCAAAGCUCAGCAGUUUGUAUCUGUCCUUUUACCUCUUCCAUCUCAAGAAGAAGAUUUUGUUACAUACAUAGCAUGUGCGUUUAGUUUAAAGGCUCUGCAAUUUUUACACUUGCUGGUUUCACAACUUGCUAUUGAUAUUUUCUUUAUUGACUGGGAAAGACCUAAGGGCAAAGUUCUUAAAGCAGUUGAAGGUGAAGGUGUUACUAAAAGUACUGCUGCACCUGUGAGCAUAUGGAGGACAUACUUUAUAGCAAAUGAGUGGAAUGAAAUUCAGACAGUGAGGAAAAUAAAUCCUCUCCUUCAAGUGCUUGCCGUUCUUUUUUUUCUAGAGGUGGUGGGAUUUUCAAACCUGGCUUUAAUGGAUGCUUCUUCCAGUCUCUCAAGAAGCAGUGAGAGCUAUGUAGCUCCUUGGAGCCGCAUUUUAAGAUUUGGUGUGUCUGCUGCACUCUGGGUAGCCAUUGCCAUCCUACAAAUUAUAUUUUUUGCUGUGAUUUAUGAAAGAUUUGUUGAAGAUAAGAUAAGCCAAUUUGUUGAUUUGUGUUGCGUGAGCAAUAUUUCAGUGUUUCUCUUGUCACACAACUGCUUUGGUCAUUACAUCCAUGGUCGCUCAGUGCAUGGACAUGCAGAUACCAAUAUGGAAGAAAUGAAUAUGAACCUGAAGAGAGAAGCAGAAAAUCUGUGUAGUCAGAGAGGUUUGUUACCAAACACAGAUGGCCAGACAUUUCAGAUUUCCAUUUCAAGAAAAAUGCGGCUAAACUAUGACUGGAUUCAUGAAACCUUAACAAGAAAACGUGGUCCUGCCAGGCUUUUGGACUCAUCUGCAAAUAGCUUUGAACAAAGCACAAGGGCCUACAAUGCCAUGAACAAAUUCCUCAGUUCUUUUAUUGAUCACGUUCAUAAAGAAAUGGAUUAUAUUGUCAAAGAUAAGUUGCUGCUUGAACGCAUUCUUGGCAUGGAAUUCAUGGAACCAAUAGAGAAAAGUAUUUUUUAUAAUGAUGAAGGACACUCUUUCACUGACGUUCUCUAUUAUGGCAAUGAAACAACACUGCUCAUCUUUGAUAUCCUGUUUUUCUCGGUUGUGGAUUUAGCUUCCCAAAGUUUUGUUUUAGCAGCUAUUCUAACAUAUUUGCAACAAGAGAUAUUUAGGUUUAUUCGUACUACACUUGGGCAGAAGAAUUUGGCAUCCAAAACCUUGGUGGAUCAAAGAUUUCUCAUUUAAUUGAGAAGAUGAAAAACUGUUAAGGAUUUAAUCAUGGAAAAUAUGAACAUGAUCAAAGCACCUCUGACCUGCAGAUUAAUUGUCGUGCACUUUUCAACAAUAACAAUGUAAUGGGUUUGAAACUUG